UAAAACUGUCAAUCAAUGACAUUUGGCUGCUGCGUAUGAAGUCAGAACUCUGAUCUCGAAAAGAACAGUUAUUACCCUACAGAUGCUUUGCUAAUAUUACCAGGGGCAACUAGGAUCAAAAUACUAGAGGGGGAUUUCCUGAAAAGUAGCCAAUCACAGGCGAUGACCACUCUCUCCUGUUUAGAGCAAGUGUUCUAACUUUAGGUUGAGGAUUUACAUUUUUUGAGAUCCUGAUUCAGAAAUAUAAAAAAGGUUCUCAGUUUCUUAUCCUCAUCAUUGUUAUAAUUUUCCAGGUCCUAUGGAGUCCUGCAGCCUUCAUUGUCUCCGGAUUGUUCUGAUUGGGAAGACCGGCAGUGGGAAGAGCUCAUCAGGAAACACCAUCCUGGGAAAAAUUAAGUUUAAAACUGAAGCAUCUCCACAGUCAGUUACUAUGAAGUGUCAAAAAGCUGAAACUGAAGUAGACGGUCGUUGUCUUGCUGUUGUCGACACUCCUGGUCUGUUUGACAACAAUCUGUCACCUGAGCAGGUCAAUGAAGAGCUGAUGAAAUGCAUUGAUCUUCUGGCUCCAGGUCCACAUGUCUUCCUGCUGGUGCUACCGAUCGGCAGAUUAUCACCAGAGGACAGAGAGACAUUCACACUUAUUGAGGGAGUUUUGGGAGAAAAUUAUGAAAAGUUUACAAUCAUCCUUUUCACCAAAGGAGGCGCACUAAAACAAGAUGACAUGUCCAUUGAAGAUUAUAUUAAAGAUUCAUGUGAUGAUUCCUGUAAGAAGCUGAUCUCUGACUGUGGAGAAAGAUACCAUGUGUUUGAAAACUAUGAUAAAAAGAACCGCUCACAAGUUACUGAUCUGAUCCAAAAGAUCGAUGAGUUGAUAAAGGUCAAUGGAGGCAACUGCUACACCAGCGACCUGCUGAACGAUAAAUGAAUCUGCUACAACUGUGGCCUGCUUAAAUGUUAACUGGUUAAAUGGUAAAGAUGGCAUAGCAAUUAUGAAACCUCCCAUUAUAGAAUAAUAUUUUAUAUCAUGGGUCUGUUGUUUGAACUAGCAGCAGCAGUUCUCAAUCAGUUUUUCUUAGUUGUAUUUUGGCCAUAAAGUGUUGUCUUUUGUAGAAAACUUGUUUAUCGUGUUUAUGUGUGUCAUGCAUUUUUUCUGAGAAGGCCACUAUAUCAACUCAAUAUUUUAUCCUUUAUUCUAUACUAUGUUUCACCAGGUAGGUAUUCAAUUCGGAAAAUUUACGUAGAAGGAAAGACUUUGAGGAAGCAGUCGACUAUGUCCAAUUGCAAAGUUGAGUUAGAAGGUAUUUUCUGCUGUUAGAUCACGGUGCUUUAAGAGAAUUUGUAAGCUUUACAGUAUAGAAGGCAGACAUUUCUAUGUUUUCUUACAAAAGGUUUAUUUUUUAGCUUUCUAAUUGUUUUUUACUUAAUGUUCAUGCCUGUCUGAAUGUUUUAAUUAAUUUGUUGUUCGCAAUUUUUUUUAUAUUAUUG
Molecule: messenger RNA, 1485 nt
Organism: Cyprinodon variegatus (sheepshead minnow)
Lineage: Eukaryota; Metazoa; Chordata; Actinopteri; Cyprinodontiformes; Cyprinodontidae
Product: GTPase IMAP family member 7-like
Exons: 1
Coding region: 299-925 (208 amino acids)
Molecular function (GO): GTP binding
Source: RefSeq, a predicted model, not a curated record